AUGGAUAGAUUUGUCAGGUUGUAUUACAAGGAAACCUGUAAUAUUGUCUAGGGGUUACUAAUAAAGUUUACUUGAUACCAUAUUGGAUGAGGGGCUGUGUCAAUCCUUGGGGGUCUCUGGCAAAAAGAAUCCUAUUGGUAACAAAGUGCAUCAUGGAUCAUUGGUAAUCUGAAGACCACAAAUUUGGAAACCACUAGCCUAAUCUUUAGACACUAUUGCCUAAUCUCGCCCUAUACUGGAAAUACAUUUAAAAUAUGUUUUUCCAUUAAAUGAACACCUAUUUGAUAAAAAUAAAAUAUUCCACUUUACCGUAUUUGACAUUUCUGCAGGUGUAAAUUUAGCAUCGGACGUCAGUACAUUCAUAACAUAUUUAAGCUGUUGGCUCUGUGGUCUACCAGCAUGAGCUUUAGAUUUGUCAACACAAAGAGUCUUGCUCAGAGGAGGAAGAAAGAUCUCACAGAAGGGAUGGAAUGCAAGCUAAUUCUUAUACUUGCCUUCAUCACUCUAACUGCUUCAUACAGAAUAAAUAUGAAAGGUGGAAGAUGCCUGUGCCUUCAGACUAUGGAUAAAAUUGUGUUUGGUCACACACAAGUCAAAACCGUAGAAAUCUUCCCUGCAUCUACCUCUUGUGAAAAUGUGGAAAUAAUUGUAAGUUUGAAAACUGGCAGACAAAUAUGCCUGGAUCCUGAAGCAAUGCAUAUUAAAACAAUCUUCCAGCAGCUCAUCAGGAAGAAGGGAAAGAAAAAUAAUAAACCCAGCAUCUGAUUUUUCAUCAAGAAAACGAACACAGAGAGCAAAAGCAGAGGAGUCUUUCCUAAAUUAAAGCUGUGAUUCAAAAUGUGCAAGUAAGCCUUCGGCUGACACAGAUAGAUAGAUAGAUAAAUACUAUCUAUCUACACAUCUAUCUAUAUAUCUAUAUAUACACACACAUUUAUCUACAUCUUUAAAGGACAGUAGUAUGCUGCAAAUCACCCUUUAAUGUUUAAGGGGGCUUGUUCAUUAAAGAACCAAAUACUGCAUUUUUAUUUUCUGUAACAUGAGUUUUACUACAGAAUAUAAUAAAUAUGAAAGCAUCUUCCUGUCUGCUUUCUGUUCUUUUAGAGAAAGUUAACAUCUAUAAAAAAGGGUAAUGGACACUUUCUGUUGACAAGCUCUGGAAUGAUUUAAAUUAGCUGGACUUUCCAAAAUAUUUUUUUUAAAACUUGGGGGAAUAAUACCUAAGAAAUCAUUCAAGUGCGAUGAAGGUGCCUAUAGUUUCAUUGACAAAGUCAAAAGGAAGAGGCUGAACACCGACAGGCAGGAAUUAGCUACUGUGUGUGUGGUCAGUGACCCUGUACACGGUGUUUAUACAAUGGCUUUAGCUAGCUUAGUGGAAGAUAAUGAAGCCCAAGCCGUCCGAGCAGUACCAGUAUUGGGAGGCAUGAGCAGCUCCUUCGUGUUCUUUAUCAGUUGCAGGGAUGCAUGCAAUUGUUCUGUAUCUUACUCUUACUACAGGAAGAACCCUUAGUACCCCCAUGAUGUUUUGCAUAAAAUUAAUUUUUUGCUAAUAACCUGGACUCCAGAAUAAGUAUCAAGUCGGGAGGAGUCAAGUAAGA
This is a messenger RNA of Alligator sinensis (Chinese alligator), 1595 nucleotides long. RefSeq names its product growth-regulated alpha protein-like. Gene Ontology annotation, cellular component: extracellular region. The record is from RefSeq and is a predicted model, not a curated record. Gene Ontology annotation, biological process: antimicrobial humoral immune response mediated by antimicrobial peptide; cellular response to lipopolysaccharide; neutrophil chemotaxis. NCBI's taxonomy places the organism in Eukaryota, Metazoa, Chordata, Crocodylia, Alligatoridae. The coding region runs from base 400 to 765 and encodes 121 amino acids. Gene Ontology annotation, molecular function: chemokine activity; CXCR chemokine receptor binding. The transcript is spliced from 4 exons.